Messenger RNA from Suricata suricatta (meerkat), 1531 nucleotides. It is a transcript of the gene NME9, whose product is annotated as NME/NM23 family member 9. Bases 194 to 1186 code for a protein of 330 amino acids. NCBI's taxonomy places the organism in Eukaryota, Metazoa, Chordata, Mammalia, Carnivora, Herpestidae. Gene Ontology annotation, biological process: CTP biosynthetic process; UTP biosynthetic process; GTP biosynthetic process. The transcript is spliced from 12 exons. The record is from RefSeq and is a predicted model, not a curated record. Gene Ontology annotation, molecular function: nucleoside diphosphate kinase activity.
GCCGCAGGCUAGGGUGGAAACUCGCGGCACGUCAAGCACGUCUAGCUCGGUGUACCUGUCCAGAGAUACCGCGGUGUCUCAAUUUCCCGGGAAUACAUUGCAACAGUAGAGAUAGCAGGGCGUUUGUCCCGAGGCUGCCAGUGGGAACAGCUGAAGCCCAAAGUAACAGGGCUUCUGUCUUCUUUGCAGAGCCAUGGGCAGCAAGAAGAAGGAAAUCGCCCUGCAGGUUGACAUCAGUACCCAGGAGCUUUGGGAGGAAAUGCUGAGUUCCAAAGGAUUAACUGUUGUCGACGUCUACCAAGCGUGGUGUGGCCCCUGCAAACCUGUGGUGAGCCUCUUCCAGAAGAUGAGGAUCCAGGUUGGCCUGGACCUUCUGCACUUUGCAUUAGCAGAAGCAGACUGUCUUGAUGCCCUUGAAAAGUACCGAGGGAGGUGUGAGCCGACCUUUCUGUUUUAUGCAGGCGGAGCACUGGUGGCAGUGGUUAGAGGAGCAAAUGCCCCGCUUCUGCAGAAAACCAUUCUGGAGCAGCUGGAGGCUGAAAAGAAGGUGCUGGCUGAAGGCGGCGAACGGAAAGUGAUUAGAGAUGAGGCUCUGUCUGAUGAAGAUGGAUGCUUCUCGCAUGACAAGGCGAGUAGUGAAGAUGAGGACGUGGCAGCAUCAGGGAAGACCUGCACCUUGGCCAUCAUUAAACCAGAUGCAGUGGUCCACGGGAAGACUGAUGAGAUUAUUAUGAAGAUCCAGGAAGCCGGUUUUGACAUACUAAUAAAUGAAGAGAGAACCAUGGCGGAGGCAGAAUUGCGACUUUUCUAUCAACACAAAGCUGGGGAGGAGGCAUUUGAAAAGCUGGUGCACCACAUGUGCAGUGGACCAAGCCACCUCCUGAUCCUCACCAAGACCGAGGGCAAUGAGGAUGUGAUCACUGCCUGGCGAAUGCUUAUGGGGCCGUGUGACCCUGAUGUGGCAAGGAGGGAGCAGCCUGACAGUCUCCGCGCUCAGUAUGGCACAGAAAUGCCCUUUAACGCAGUCCACGGAAGCCAGGACAGAGACGAGGCCAAAAGAGAACUGGCAUUGCUCUUCCCCACUUUUAAGUUUUCGGAUGAAGUUCUAGAAGCCUCUCUGGGCCAUGAGGCUGAAGGAGUGAUGGGCCCCACGGAGGAGCUUUGCUUCCCUGAGGACAUGGACUGAGACGGCCGUGUGGCAUGUGACCAGGGCAAGGCUACGAGGUCACGAGAUGGACUAUCCAUGCGCUCCAGUCAGCGGCACAGAAAGAAACCUCCAGAACUGGAAACUAACUCUUUUCAGCACCAAUACUUUCUUGGUUUAGCUAGCUAUCAGGAACAAUAAACAGAGUACACAUACUUUCCUGCCUUACUAAAUAGUAUAUAGGACAUAGACUUUUUUCCUACCUCUGGGACUUUAUAAAAUAAAUGGACAUCAGUUAUUGUAUCCUGGUGUGACGUGGUAUCCUCUCAGGGGUAGAGUUACAUAGGACAGUGUUUCCCCAGUAAUAAAUCGACUUUAUAGAUUCAA